AAUAAAUCAUGCUCUUGUUCCUGAUACGCACUAGUCUCUCUCUUUCUUCUCGGUCCAGUGUCUCUUUCAAAGUGCUGCUGCUGCCAGCAUUGACCUGAGCUAGAGCAGUAACCGUCAUCACCACUGCCAGUACGGUACCAUGGCUGUGCUUCAAUCUUUCGUUUCGGUCCACCCAGAUUCUCACUUCCCCAUACAGAACCUCCCCUACGGAGUGUUCAAGCCCCAAUCCGCUUCUCCUCCUCGUCCCGGCGUCGCCAUCGGAGACUUCGUCCUCGACCUCUCCGAAAUCUCUUCCGCUGGUCUCUUCGACGGCCCUCUCCUCAAAAACUCCGAUUGCUUCCUCCAGCCUAAUCUAAAUAAGUUUGUAUCACUGGGAAGGCCAGCUUGGAAGGAAGCUCGUGCCACUCUUCAAAAGCUUUUAUCAGCAACUGAGCCAACCUUGAGGGACAACGUGGUUUUGAGGCAGAAAUCACUACUGCCUGUGAGUACUGUGGAGUUGCUUCUCCCUGUUGUUGUUGGGGACUAUACCGAUUUCUUUACGUCUCUGCAUCACACUAAAAAUUGUGGGCUCAUUUUUCGUGGGCCACAGACUCCUGUUCUAGAUAAUUGGUAUCGCCUGCCUGUUGCCUACCAUGGACGAGCAUCUUCUGUUGUUAUUUCCGGAACAGAUAUUGUUCGGCCAAGAGGUCAAGCUCAUCCAAUUGGCAGCUCUACUCCCUACUUUGGCCCUUCAUUAAAGCUAGACUUUGAGUUGGAAAUGGCUACUAUUGUUGGACCUGGAAAUGAAUUGGGAAAACCUGUUGAUAUUAACAAUGCUGAAGAUCACAUCUUUGGACUUGUUGUAAUGAACGAUUGGAGUGCUCGAGAUAUUCAGGCAUGGGAAUAUAUUCCUCUUGGUCCUUUUCUUGGCAAGAGUUUUGGAACAACAAUAUCACCUUGGAUUGUGACCUUGGAAGCAUUAGAACCUUUUGCUUGCGAAGCCCCAAAACAGGAUCCUCCUCCACUUCCAUACUUGACUGAAAAAGUAUCCAGAAUCUAUGAUAUUUCCCUAGAGGCUCACAUAAAACCUGCGGGGCAUGAAGAUUCAGGUGUGGUGUCACGGACUAAUCUAAAGCACUUAUAUUGGACAUUGACCCAACAACUUGCUCACCAUACAAUCAACGGUUGCAACCUUAGGCCAGGCGAUCUCCUCGGAACUGGGACAGUUAGUGGUCCUGAGCCGGAGUCCCGGGCAUGCUUGCUAGAAUUAACGUGGAAUGGACAAAACGCGGUACCAGUGAAUGGGUUAAAUAAGAAAUUUCUUGAAGAUGGAGAUGAAGUUAUCUUAACUGGAUAUUGCAAGGGAAAUGGUUACACUAUUGGGUUUGGUACCUGCUCGGGCAAGAUUGUUCCCGCAGCUCCCUGAGUGUGGAUCCAACAUUGGAAUAAACCAAUACUUAUAAAAAAAAUAUUAUCAAAUUCUACAAAAUCAUCCUGCUGCACGUGGUAUAAUAGUCGUAUGUUUACAAACAAGGCGAUUUUCGUGCCACACCAGUUGUACGCUGUAAUGCCAAACCGAACCGACCGCCCAAUGCUAAUAAUGUCCAAUGUAUACACAAUUACUGAAUAUACGCCGGGUGACAUGUUUAAGCAAAGAUUUCAGAGUUAUGAAAUAAGUCUUUACGUGA
Messenger RNA from Glycine soja, 1667 nucleotides. Its product is annotated as fumarylacetoacetase-like. Gene Ontology annotation, molecular function: fumarylacetoacetase activity. The record is from RefSeq and is a predicted model, not a curated record. Bases 140 to 1405 code for a protein of 421 amino acids. The transcript is spliced from 15 exons. NCBI's taxonomy places the organism in Eukaryota, Viridiplantae, Streptophyta, Magnoliopsida, Fabales, Fabaceae. Gene Ontology annotation, biological process: homogentisate catabolic process; L-phenylalanine catabolic process; L-tyrosine catabolic process.